GGUUCUGCCACCGAGAAAGACCGUCCGUAUUAUCUACAGACCUUCAAUUUGAUCACUCCUCCCGUACAGUUAUCUUUUCUGUUACUCAUAAGCAUCGCACAAGCGAAUACUCCAUGCAUGCCUGCCUGCUCAUUCCAGAGAUCGUAAAACUCAUUUUCACCAACUUUCAUGUUUACGACACCGAUGAGUAUUCAGUAAAUUUUGUAGAUCUCUACUCCAGACUAGCCACGCAACGUUAUGUAGCUGGGCGACAUUCUCUAGCCGCUCUCUCUCGGGUCUGCCGUUCCUUCAAAGAUAUAGCUUUGGAUGCGUUAUGGGUCAAGCUGGAUAGUCUGGAACCUCUUUUCGCUUGUCUCCCACGAGAUUUAUGGACCAUGACUGAUGAUCGGAAGCUUCUCAUACAGAGACCUGUAACCGAAGCAGAUUGGUCGGUCUUCGAGCAAUAUGCAUCUCGGGUGCGGAUUUUGGGUCACGCAGAUUUUGAUCUUUUCGGAGGCAUAGACGCGGAGUUUGUCUACGCCAUGAUAGGUUUUUGUUCACAGUCCCUCCUGGUGCCCAACCUUCGAACACUCUGCUGCAAAGGAUAUCGAUAUCCUGAUGUUUUCCAUUCGUAUAUGCGUUACCUCCUGGGUCCCAACCUCAUUUAUCUGUUUGUGGUUUCCCCAACGGAGGGUUUUUUGUCCAGCGCCAUGCCUUCAGUGUUAUCAGAUCUCGACAGGUAUUCACCGCAAUUAGAAGUCAUCGAGUUCCUCGGACCACAUCUAAUGUGCCCUCGAGUCAGUGAGCUUGCUCUCUGUGGGCUAACGCACCUGCGGAAGGCAAAUCUCAUCUUUUCAAGCCAGGAAGAUCUGUCCUGGAUAUCUCGUAUCGUUGGUCUUCAAGAGUUGAAGAUCGUCCUCGCUGGAAUCUUCCCUCCCCUCAGAUCUCAGUUUCGUACCUCUUACCUGGAAAAAUUAGUCAUCCAUUCAUUUGACUUGACCACGAGUGGAAGUUCAGUAGCAGGGUGGGUUGUUCCAUGCAGACAGCUGCAGCUCAUUCCCACUUUUACUGAAUCCGCGGUUGCCGUCGAACGUGCUCUGCGCAUGUUGGACCAACGUCUACUUUUUAACGUUCUGGAGCAUAUCCUACUAGACGCACUGGUAUUCGGGCCUAAUCGUGAUCAUAUCGACAAUGCAUUCACCCUACAAACAUUCACUCCCCUUAUGCGCUUCUCCAGUCUGAAAGAGGUCGACCUUUCGACAUUUUGUAUGUCAUUGCUUGAUGACGAUGAUCUCGGUUCCAUCGUCAAGUCCUGGCCACACCUCGAGUGCCUUUAUCUCGGGACGAAAUGUUUCUGGCAGAUGCCACCCAAAAUAACCUUUCGGGGUCUUGUGACCUUACUUGCCACCUGCCCCGAUCUCAGAAACCUCGGUUUGAUAUUCGACACUACCAAGGUAGAUUCGCCUACAGCUGAGACAUUAGGUCGUGGGGUCUCUAACACAAAUAUCACCCACUUUCAUGUUGGGUGCUCUCCGAUUGAACAACCACUGCAGGUUGCGGUCUCGCUUUCGGCGGUUUUGCCGUGCUUGGGAGAAUUUAUUGUCGAGUCCUGGCUAGUCAAGCCUGGGGGUCAGGACGGUCCUGACCGACAGGCACGAAAUGCCAAGUGGGGAGAGGUAUUGAAGCAUAUUGGCCAUACUUUAAUCAAGCAAGAGAGUAACGCUACAGUGAAGACCAGGGAUGUGACGAGCUGGCUCACGCGAAAAGUAGCUCGUCGCGAGCGAUUGUUGAGAUGUUAAACGUGGUUUUCAAUAGUAGUUUCUACUGUGAUCACUGUACACCAUGGUCCAGACCACCAAUAUCCAUAGUGAUGCCAUAUGGCUCCAUGUAGUUUGCAAGAUACUUCUUGUUUCAUUGAAAACGUAGAACCUGGGUCGACGGGCGCGUGAGGUGUUGGUAACUUGCACCAAACUUUG
This is a messenger RNA of Suillus fuscotomentosus, 1955 nucleotides long. RefSeq lists its product as uncharacterized. The record is from RefSeq and is a predicted model, not a curated record. Bases 114 to 1778 code for a protein of 554 amino acids. NCBI's taxonomy places the organism in Eukaryota, Fungi, Basidiomycota, Agaricomycetes, Boletales, Suillaceae. The transcript is spliced from 2 exons.